AUGGAAAUGAACGGAGAACAACAACAAAAAGCAAAAGCAUAUUUUACAUUAGGACGUGCCUAUCAAUCAAAGAAUCAAUUUGAAAGCGCAAUUGAAUACUUUAAAAAAGCCUGGGAAAUUUCAAAAGAACUUGGAGAUAAAGAAGAAGAAACAAAGGUACUAUUUGAGUUGCAUGAUGUCGUUUGUGUAUCGAACAACCAGUUUGAAACAGCAAUUGAAUAUUGUAAGAAUGCUUUAGACAUUGCAAAGGAGCAAGGGAAUAAAGAAAUGGAAACAAUGGCAUCAUUUGGGAUAGCACAUACUUAUCAAUUGAAAAAUCAGUUUAAAAUGGCAAUUGAAUAUUUUGAGAAAGCCAGAGAAAUUUCAAAAGAACUUGGGAAUAAAGAAACAGAAAUAAUGAUACUAUUUGAGUUAGUAGCUGCUUGUAUAAAGAACGAGCAGAUUCCAACAGUAAUUAAAUAUUCUGAGGAAGCUUUAGAUAUUGCAAAGGAGCAAAACUGUAAAGAACAUGAAACAAGGGCAUUAGUUGAAAUAGGAUUUGCUUAUAAAUUGCAAAAUCAGUUUCAAAUGGCAAUUGAAUAUUUUGAGAAAGCCUUGAAAAUUGCAAAGAAACAAAAGUACAAAAAACUGGAAGCAAAGGCAUUACGUGGGUUAGGAGAUGUUCAUCAUUUGGAAUGUGAGUUUCAAACGGCAAUUGAAUAUUUUAGAAAAUCUUUGAAAAUUGCAAAGGAGCAAGAGGAUAAGGAUUUAGAAAUGAAGGUACUAUGUGAGUUAGCGACAUCUUGUAUUCGAAGCAACCAGGUUCAAACAGCAUUUGAAUAUAGCAAGGAAGCUUUAAAAAUUGCAAAGGACCAUAACGAAAAAGAACAGGAAACAAGGGCAUUGGUAGGGAUAGGAUUCGUUUGUCUAAUGGACAAUCAAUUUCAAACGGCAAUUGAAUAUUUGGAGAAAGGUUUGAAAUUGGCAGAGGAGCAAGGGUAUAAAGAGCUGGAAAUAAACGCAUUAGAUGGGUUAGGAGAUGCUUAUAAAUCCAAAAACGAGUUUCAAACGGCAAUUGAGUAUAUGGAGAAAGUUUUAAAAGUUGAAAAGGAGCAAGAGUGUAAAGAACGUGAAACAAAUGUAUAUUAUUUAAGUUAGGAGAAACUUGUCAAAUGAACCAUGAGUUUGAAAAGGCUAUUCAAUACUAUCAGAAAGGCUUACAAAUUGCACAAAAACAAGGACUUAGAGUUGAAGAAAGUAAAGCAAGAGAGGAAAUUAGAGUAUUGUCACUAAUGAUUGGUAAGCAUAUAGUAAGAUUGUUCGCUUCUUUCAAAACAUACACUUUUUAAAAAUGAAAGAUUUUCUGAUUUGGACUUGAAUUUCUAGACAAUAAUUAUUGUUAAAAAACAAACAGUGUCCGACUUGAAUAAAACAACUAAGGAGUUCGCAGUUUUUAAAAAUUUACUCUUAACAGCCGUUCUUAUAUCAACAAUAGCAUUUCAAUGUGACAGAUAUUUUUGUUUUAACGUAAUUUAACACGAAAAUAAGGUCGGUCACUCUCUUUUUUAUUUUAUAGAAUAAUUAUUUUAACAUUUUGAAUUAUUUUCGUGAUUUAAAAAAAAUUCUUUCAUGCCAAAAUUUUUCAAAUACGGAAAACGUAAUAAUUUGUAACAAUGACUAUUUUGCAGAAUAGAAACUUUUAAAAACCAUAACAAUGAUUCAAAAUCACAAACGAACUCUUUUUAUGUUAAUUUUUUCUAAUCGGACUUUCUUUGUCUUUUAACAUAUAGCAAUUGUUGACCGUAGGGAGCCACCUUAAGCUAUUUUUUCCCAAGAUAUUUAAGUGACUUUUUGGGUAUUUUUCUGGUUAUUCUGGUGUUGAUUCUUUUUCCAAAAGCAGUCGUGUUUUGAUGAAUGCCUAAGGCGUUUAGUAGAUCAUAUGUGGUAAAUAUGUUUUAUUCCUGGGUGACUGUGUUUUUAAAUUUUAGAUUUAGAUACACAUGAGGAUAGCAACAAAAUUAUCCACACAUCUAGCACAUCAGCCCAAAAGGAAG
Molecule: messenger RNA, 2033 nt
Organism: Paramuricea clavata
Lineage: Eukaryota; Metazoa; Cnidaria; Anthozoa; Malacalcyonacea; Plexauridae
Source: the annotation of a GenBank genome assembly